Symbiodinium necroappetens is the source of this 382-nucleotide messenger RNA. The record is from the annotation of a GenBank genome assembly. Lineage: Eukaryota; Dinophyceae; Suessiales; Symbiodiniaceae.
AUGUGCAAGAGGAUAGCUACUUUGAGGCACAGGCUUCCGCGAGGCUGCGGGAGAGUUCGGAGGAGGAUGCCGCGAGUCCAGGAGAGGAGGAGGAGGAGGAGUUCCAGAAAGAGGCGAGGCAAAUCCUGGAGCGGAUUCCUGCGGCAGAGGCGGACCAGAAGUCUCCGAAGAAGCGGAAAACCAAGAAGAAGCAGACGAAAAAAACAGGCCAGAAGGACUUGGACUCAGAAGAGGAGCACGCUGACACAGAGUCGGAAGACGGCGAAGGAGACAAGUCCGAGGAAGAGGCACCUGCCAAGAAGUCCUCGGCAGCCAAGCGCGGCAAGUUACGCGAAGCAGCGGCAGCACCAGCAGCGAAGGUCAGCAGCAAGAAGAAAGCAGC